AUGGUGGCCAAGGCCAUGCCCAAGUUACGUAUGGACGGCUCUCCUUUAAAACGGCCACGAUCCAUUGAUUUACCAAAGAUCGAUGUAAAUGAAGCGAUUGCACAUCUGCAAAGGGCCUUGACGACAAAGCAACGCCUGAUGGCCUUGCAUCACGUUCAAAAUCUGAUCGAGGGCGAUCCGACGGCAAUUUCUUGGAUGGUAGAUUCUGGUCUGAUACGCAUUCUGCAACUGCAGCUUAGUUAUGCUCUUCAACGGCAUGGAUCAACAAGUCAAGAGCUCGGAACACUUUGUCAAGUUUUUGAUCUUGCGCUCCGGACUUCGCCCGCUGGUUCGCUGGAGAGUGCUCUCGACAAAGAAGCAGGGCGAUCCCUGGUAAACCUUGUUGCCGAUGCUUUCCCAUGGGGAUUCCACCAUGUCAUCGUGUCAAUUUUGCACACUAUUUCGCAAACGAGCUCUGGAGCUUUUCUGAUCCUUCACUGCAGCAAAGCAAUGCAUUGUGUUACUGAACUUUUCCGAUGCUGUCGUGCGUCAUCCACCAGCAAAGAAGCUGUCUUCGAGGCCCUGGGAUUGCUUAAGAACCUAACCUACUUUUCGGAAGAAUCACGUAAUAUAUUGCUUGACUUACCAGGAAUCGUCGGGUCACUAGCGAACGUGGCUGUAUUUGUUGAUCAAAAGGGUCACGAGAGAUUGUCAGCUAUCUGGCGCAACCUCUCCGUAUCAAUGGAGACACGACGGCGUUUGGCGCAGGAUCCUGAUGUAUUAAACGGCCUUCUAGAGCUGGCUGAUUGUACCUGCUCUUACGCCCUACGAAAUUUGCUAAACACAACAAUCAGUCUUUCAAUGGACCCAGAAUCAUGCGUGAUACUUGUGUUGCACGGAGACGGAAUCUUUGUAAACGUCUUGCGGAGACUGCUAGUCACCGAGACAGAUGCGCUCAUUCGAAAGCGUGCAGCACGCGUCAUUAAGCUUUGGGCUUCAAACGAUUUUGUCGGUCCAAUACUAGUCAAAGACAGAGCGUUGAUGGACGUUCUGUCUCAGCAGGCUUUGCAAGACCAAAACGUAGAUGUUCGCCACGAAGCAGCUGACGCAUUCUGCCGGUGUUCUCAAAGAAUCCAGUCACCAAUGCCUCAGCACCAACUGGUGCUAGAUGCGAUCAUGUUUCUGGCAGAGCAGUCAAGAUUACCCGCUGAAGUGCUAGCACGAACUCUGAAAGCGCAAGCACUUCAUCCCAGAAAUCGCAUUCCAAUGGCUGAGCGCAAUUCGCUACUUUCUGCACUAGCUCGCAUUGCUCAGCAAGAAGGUGUCCCCAAUUCAGCUCGCGAAGAUGCAUGCUGUGCUUUGGCUUAUCUGUCAGACGAAGCCGCCAACCUGCCAAAGCUAUCAACCGCUGGUAUCGUUGAAGCAGUCACGUACAGCAGAGAAUCUUCCCAAGCUAGCUACACAUACAAAUCUUCUUCAGGCUCUGAUACAAUUUGCGGCUACUUCAAUAGAAGACCAACUCAAGUCUAA
This is a messenger RNA of Phaeodactylum tricornutum CCAP 1055/1, 1509 nucleotides long. RefSeq lists its product with no specific name. The record is from RefSeq and is a predicted model, not a curated record. Lineage: Eukaryota; Bacillariophyta; Bacillariophyceae; Surirellales; Neidiaceae. The coding region runs from base 1 to 1509 and encodes 502 amino acids. The transcript has 2 exons.